Dothidotthia symphoricarpi CBS 119687 is the source of this 1796-nucleotide messenger RNA. RefSeq lists its product as uncharacterized. NCBI's taxonomy places the organism in Eukaryota, Fungi, Ascomycota, Dothideomycetes, Pleosporales, Dothidotthiaceae. The transcript is spliced from 3 exons. Bases 321 to 1658 code for a protein of 445 amino acids. The record is from RefSeq and is a predicted model, not a curated record. Gene Ontology annotation, biological process: lipid metabolic process.
AUUGGGUGGAGCAGGCCAGAUGUACACGUUUCGCUGUUUCGACCUAUGGAGAUGAGGCGCUAGUCGGGUUUUCCACCGCUAUGGACCUUCUCCUUUCCAUCUCGCUACCUCGCCUCGUGGCUCGAUCAUGCAGCUUCCAUCGUCUCAUCUGUUCCCUUUACUGCAUUCUUAAGCUCUGUUGUGUACCGAUUGUUUGCGGUGUUGAAAUUUUGACCGCCUUUGUUCCGGGUUGCGCAGCGAAUUGUCGCCGUUGAUACGUGUUGUACGGUCUCUUGUACCAUUUUUAUUACGGCGCUUAGACAUUGUUCUAUCGUGACCAAAUGGGACGCCUCCCUGUCCCGCUCGAUGCGGCACUCACUGGACCAGACCGCAUGGUCUUGGAAAUUCUAGAGAAGGAAUACGCGGCGUCGAGCAACGUGCUAUCAGAAGCCUCAGAAGACUCCGACACUUCAGAUGUCAAGCAUUCUAAGUUUGUUACGCCAUCUCCCGAAGAUCCCCAAGACCGAGAACAACAGACAAUUGCUUAUUUGAAAAACAUCAACAACCCAAAGUCUGAUGAGUUUCAGCCUUCCGUCUUUAGUUCUGUGGACGUUCCGGACAUCAAAAAUGCGCGUUUUCGCAGCUGGUUUCUCGACCCUUACACCCGUUGGGCUCAAAAAGUCGUGCGAGUCGAGACCGAUGUCAUCAUGAUUACCCAUCUACUGCUCUACAUUAGUACGAGCAUACCGUCUGCCAUCUAUAUGUUUUACAACUUCCACUGGUGGCACGGUUUACUCCACGCGGUUAUGCAGGGCUAUUAUAUGGGGCCUUACACACUUCUGAUGCAUCAACAUAUCCAUAUGCGCGGAGUUUUGAACAAGAAAUACGCUCUCAUUGACGCGGUCUUUCCAUACGUUCUCGAUCCCUUGAUGGGACAUACUUGGAAUUCAUACUUCUUCCAUCACGUCAAACACCAUCACGUUGAAGGCAAUGGCCCGAAUGACCUGUCAUCGACCAUUCGUUACCAACGAGACGAUAUCUGGGAUUUCCUGCGCUAUGUUGGCCGAUUCUAUGUUCUAGUCUGGUUCGAUCUCCCUCGUUACUUUUUGCGGACCAACAAGAAGGGGCUUGCUUUCAAGACGGGUGUAUUUGAGCUUGGCACUUACGCUUUUAUAUACACCAUGUUCACAUAUGUGAAUGCGCGGGCGGCGACGUUUGUUUUCGUGCUACCCCUCGCUUUCAUGCGUCUUGCCUUGAUGAGCGGCAACUGGGGGCAACAUGCUUUUGUGGAUGAGGUGGAGCCAGACUCCGACUUCAGGUCUAGCAUCACACUCAUCGACGUGGCUAGCAAUCGCUACUGCUACAAUGAUGGCUACCACACGUCUCACCACCUAAACCCACUCCGACAUUGGCGUGAUCACCCCGUUGCUUUUCUCUCGCAGAAGAAGCAGUAUGCUGACGAGCACGCACUCGUUUUCUACAACAUUGAUUACAUGUUUCUUACCAUUAGCUUGUUGACGAAGAACUAUAAGUUUCUUGCAGAAUGCCUGGUACCAAUGGGCGAUCAGAUGAAGCUUACACUAGAAGAGAGAGAGGCGUUGCUGCGCCGAAAGACGAGGAAGUUUACCGAAGAAGAGAUCGCUGCGAAGUGGGGAAAGCAAUACGCGAAGUUGAAGUGAGGUUUGGCACUGAGUUAUGAGACAGACGACAUGUACAUAUUAACUGCUGGCCAUUCGAUACGCUGUGUGCUCCUUGUAUAAAUGUCUAGAUCGUAUAUAGCCGAAAGCGGCGUCAAUAGCAACGCAUUCAUACGUCCC